AUCAUUGAUGAAGAGGACACCCAGUUCAUGAUCAACUGUCCCCCGGCGGUGACAGAGAGUACCCCUCGGAGACGCACCAGGAUCCAGGUGUUCUGGACAGCCCCCCCCAGCGCCUCUGGUUGUGUCACCCUCAAGUAGGUACCUGUACUUGGGGCUCUCUGAAGAACCCUAAAGUAAGGAUCUAUAUGGCUGCGUCCCCAAUAUCCACCCCUCUUCUGAAGUGUGCACUUGUCUUGCACACUCCCCGGUAUGGAUUCAACAACGGUGGAAACUCCCUCCAGCCAAUGCUUACAUCAAUCCAAUGUGCAAGUGCACACUUUGGGAGUAGUGUGGAGAAUUGGGAUGCAGCCAUAUGUGGUCACCACCCAUGGUACUGGAGAGCUACUGUGCUUAGAGGCUUUUGUUCUAGACCAAAGGCAAUAUUAUCUGAUUCAACUAAUCAAUGUUUUGAUGGCUUGGUGAUUAGUUUAUCCAGGUGUGUUAGUGCUGGGCUGGAACAAAACAUUCACAACCUUUAGCUUGUGUAGAGCACCAGAGUUGGUGACCAUACUAUGACGCAAAUCCAAUUGAGCUGUGGCAGUGUGUGGUUGAUUGUAUACUGUGAAUAAGGAGCUGUAUGUGGACCCUACCCCUCAGGCAUGAUUAGAGACAGUAUGGUUCUCACAUGUUCCCUAUUACUGUACAUGUAAAGUUAUUACUGUAGUCCACUCCAUCAAAACACCCCUCCUCCCAAACCCAGCCUAAAGGUUUCACACAGAAUAUAGUAUCAAUGUUUCAUCCAGAAUUUAUGUUGCAUAAUUAAUUCAUAAUUACAAGAUUAGCUGCAAUGGCUUGUGGUGAAGGUAAUUGAUUCCUUUGCCGUGUCGUGUGCCUCCAGGGCUUGUUUAGGUACAGUAUGUGUUAGUUACCUGUACCAAACAUAGAUCACAGUACACUCCCAUGCAUUGAGGUGGGAUCUUGUUUGAGAGAGAGAGAGAGAGAGAGAGAGAGAGAGAGAGAGAGAGAGAGAGAGAGAGAGAGAGAGAGAGAGAGAAGGAGGAGAGUGGGUCACAGAUGUCAAUUCAGCAUCUAUUCCACAUUCAAUUCAUUGAAUUUGACGUUGAUUCAACCAGUGUGUGCCCAGUGGGGGGAGAAGAGAGAGAGCUACAAAGAAGAGAGAGAGGAACAGAAACAUAGGGGUUGUGCCCUACAUGGCAUGCUAAUGUCUGCAUUAUUAAAGUUCAGUUGGCCUGUCACUUUCUCUCCUGCCCCGUUUAAAUCUCUCCCUGUGCCGUCGUUAUGUGUGUAGGGGCGUAAAAAAGGCUUGCAUUUCUUAUUAAUGUGCGUUAUUAUGUGCUUGUCGAAGUGAGUGAUGAGAUUUCCUUGCCUCCGUCUCUGUCUCUGAACUCCCCCUUUCUUUGGCUUUCUUUCUCCCUCUCAACUCUCUCACUCAGUCUUCUCUCUCCUGUUGGUUUCUCUCUCUACUACACACCCUUUUCAUUCCUUCCCCUUUCUCUCUCCUUUUCCUCUUCACUCUUUCUGCCUUUCUCAACCAGGGCGUAGGUGUGUUGUUCCCACAGCAGACUAACCAGGCAGGCAGGCAUCUUCUAAUACUUUACCUCUCAGCUAUCUUAUAUCUAUUGAGAGAACGGAGGUGAGACAGAGAGCGGGGGACAGAGGCAGAGAAAGAGAAUGAAGGAGAGAGAUAAUACAAGAGGAAAAGUGAUCAGUAUAGAACAGAUGAAUGGACAGAAUUUGAAAGAUAGUGGCUGCAUGUGAGAUGAGGAGAGAGCGAGAUAUGGUUACUUGUGGAGGUUGUGGAGUGGGGAUGUGAUACCAAGGUACGUCCAGUGGGGAAGGUUGUUUUUCACUGUAGAGUGAUGACACCAGGCGAGGAGAGGUUUAUAGUUGAAAGGGAAAUGUCUUUGCAAACUCAGAAGUUUAAUUACUGGGUGAUCACUCUUAUUAAAGUUUUGUCAGUGAAGUGGGGCGGGUGCACCCCCAAACGUCAUACUGCCAGAUUAUUAUUCAGAAGCUGUUGUAUAUCGCUAGCUAGAGCCCAAGCAGCAACAGCCUCUGUUCCCUCUCUUCCUAAACAAAUGCAAACACAUGUUAGUCAUAUACACACACACACACAACACACACAUUCCUGCACAUAUGCAUGCACGCAUGGACGCACACACACAGGCACACAGGAGCACACACACACACAGACACAGACACAGACACAGACACACGCACGCAGGCAGCAUUGAAUCUGAAAUGGUUGAAUAUAGUGUGGCGUUUACGGGUUUCCCGAACUUUUUCCGUGACUUUACUAGCUUAAAUAACAAAUGGACGGGGAGGGAAAUACGGUUAAUGCCACCAGGCGUUUUAAUGUUACACUACAUGGGGUAAUGGAGAACUGCAUAAAACAAUCAACCUUGCCUGAACUAGCUAGCCAUAAAUAACAGUACAGCAGGAGGUAUCUCCCCACUAGUUAUAUCCCCACAAACCCAUGAGCGGCUCCCACCUUUUCUAUUACCAUGACAACCCCAUAAACAAUGAACGUGACUGGUGCUGCCAGCCUGGUGCUGCCAGCCCACCCUACCCCCUGAGGGUCGCUACAAUAGUAUUUGUUUCAUCAGAGAGUGGGGGAUUUCAUUAUUAAUACAAGCAGAGGAAUGUUUGUUUUUCAUUUCAACGCUCUCAGCCUGCUUGUCUGCCUACUUGUCAAAUAACCUGGUUAGCUCCGACAGCAACACCUCUGGCUAUAACUAUUAUGGAAAUACAGACUGUGCAUGUGUCUGGUGCCUGUGUGUGUGUCUGUUUGUGUUUACGUGUACGUGUGCAUGUGCGUUUGUGUGAGUGUGUGAGUGUGUGUUAUGCAACAUAUGUAGAUGUGUACUGUAUGUGUAUUACCGUGUAUAUUGUCAUCAUUGCCCAGUGUGCCUGUGUGGAACGUGAUCAGUUGAGGGCAACAUCAGAGUUUUUGAGAGCUCCUCUAGUGCUUUGGGUAGAAAGGCAGUGGUGUGACGGCCUCUCUUCCCUGAUGGUUAGCUGUAAUUGAGGAGUAGCUGCUGUCUCCUGGUGGCUGGAAACAGUGAGUGUGGUGGUUUGGUCUGGCUCACCAUGAUUAUGGGGGUCAAAAAGGGAUGGACGUUUGUCUGAUUUCUGGACCACACUCUCUGUAGAAUCUUUAUAUUUUUGUUCAUUUAUACAGAAAAAGUCUUUUUUUUCAGGCUCAAACACACACACACACACGUGCACGCACACACACAUAAAUGCAUGCACACGGACACAAACGUGUGCGCACACACGCAUGCACACACAAACACACACACACACACACCUACCCACCACACACACCGGAGCGCUUUUGAGGCGAUAACCAUCGGCGGUGUGGAGCCAGGAAAGUGAAUCUGGCUUUAAUAGCAUAUCAUUGAUAGAAUUUAAAUUGGAUGUUAAAUAAGCAUUACUGUGCCUGAUUGUCUGGCCGGCCCCAGAAGGUGGGCAGCCAGUAAGGCAGUGUGUGAGCGGCUCGCUCAGGGAGAGAUAUCUGAAAUUGGGGUGAGAUUGAAUUAAAGUGUGAACAAUUAGAGAUAUGCUGGCGGUGCGUUUAGGAGCGCCUGGGGUGGGGUACCCCUGUUACCUCUGUACCUCUAGGUACACCCCUUAGACAGGGUUCUUCCUGUCCAGCUACUAUCCCUUCCAAACCCAUUCCUCGUUUUCGGAUGGGAUCUGUUGUGUUUAUGCUUUGUGAAAUAGAAGAUUUGGGACAAAAGCUUUUCAUUUUCUUCUCUUCUUUUUUAUCUCUCUCUGCUCCCUCUCUCUCCUCUCUCUUUUCUCUCUUUCUCUGUCUCUGUCUCGCUGUGUGCCUUGGUGAGUAAAAGUAGCAAAAAAAACAAAAGCGAGAGAGGGUGAGAAAAAUAUAGAUGGAGAGAGAGUUGUGUUAUGUUAAUAGGGGCAUAUAGCUGUCACUCCCUGUCACUGUAGAGAUACUGUCCCUUCUCUGUCCGGCCUGCCUGACAAAGCCUGUAAAAAAGCCUCCUCUGCCACUGGUCCAGCCCUUAGAUCAUCAAACAUAAUCCCCCUGACAGCCUGCUCUGGAGACGGGCUGGAGAAAGACAGGAGCGUGGUAGGAGGUUUGCUUGGAGAAUAGGUUGAAAUCAAAUCAGAAUUGAGAGAUAAUGUAGUGUUCCAAAGCAGUGUCCUUCAAGGAUAAGCAGGACCAUAACAAAUGAAUGAUUUGUCUUCUUUGUGUCUCUCUUUCUUCGUGCCAUUUCUCCUCCUCACUACCACUGCUUCCUGAGAUGAGCAUAUACUACACCUCUCUGUCUUUAUUUCAUUUUUAACCCCUUUUUCUCCACAAUUGGUAGUUACAGUCUUGUCCCAUCGCUGCAACUCCCCUACGGACUCGGGAAAGGCGAAGGUCGAGAGAAACACGACCCUGCCAAGCCGCACUGCUUCUUGACACACUGCUCGCUUAACCCGGAAGCCAGCCGCACCAAUGUGUCGGAGGAAACACUGUCCAGCUGGUGACCGAAGUCAGCUUGCAGGCGCACAGCCCGCCACAAGGAGUCGCUAGAGCGUGAUGGGAUGAGAAAAUCCCGGCCAGCCAAACCCUCCCCUAACCCGGACAAUGCUGGGCCAAUUGUGCACCGCCUCAUGGGUCUCCCGGUCCCGGCAGGCUGUGACACAGCCUGGGAUCGAACCCGGGUCUGUAGUGAUGCCUCAAGCACUGCGAUGCAGUGCCUUAGACCGCCGCGCCACUCGGGAGGCCCAACCUCUCUGUCUUAUACCUGUCCUCUUCUACAUCUACAUCUCCUCUCUCUCUUCUCCCUCCCUCCCUCUCUCUCUCUCUCUCUCUUUAUUUUUGUGACUGUGGGAGAGGACAAUGACAGCAGUGGGCUCGGCCCAGCUCGGACUCCUGCUCCAUAAAUAGUCCAGCUGGACAGGAACCACCUGGACCAGAACCAGACAGUCCAGAGCCUAGAACCUAGCACCCUGCUGCUACCCUCUGCCCACUAUCACCAUGGAAACCUGCAGCCUGUUGUGGGUAGCCAGGUCUGUUGUAAUGCAUGGCACCUGAACGGAGUUUGUUAGUGACAGCUUUUGGGCCCUGAAAGUAAUUUGUUUGCGAUCGUUUCUGGCCCUCACGCCGGCCCACUUCUGGCCCUUGAAUGGGUUUGUUUGUGUCUGAUUUGCAUGUCAAGGCCCCACUAAGACCUGUGUCCCCCCAGAACUCAGUGGCUCUGCCCUCAGACAGCUCUAUCAGAACAGUCUCUCUGCCAGGACCAGGAGCAGGACUUUAGCUCGGAAACUUCACUGUUGGCCUGUCACUCAGUCUUAUCUCUGACACACUGUGGUUCCUCUCGCCUGAGUGUGUGUGUGUGUGUGUGUGUGUGUGUGUGUGUGUGUGUGUGUGUGUUUGUGUGCUCUCUCACUCUUGAUCGUUUCUCAAAAGGGAGGCUUACUUUCUGUCUUUUUUCACUCCUUUUUCUCUUUCUCUCUAGGUUUUCAAUCUCUUUUCCGAUCUUUAUGUUAAUAAGUACUUUCUGUAAGAGCUAGCAAAUCCCUCCGGUCUGAGAGUGCUUGUGAUUCAGCUCCCCUGUGUGCUCUAGUAGCUGAUCUCAGACCUGUCUGGAGGUAUAGGAACAUGUUGAUGAAUAACACAGCACCUGCUCUAGUAGCUGAUCUCAGACCUGUCUGGAAGCACAGGAACAUGUUGAUGAAUAACACAGCAUCUGCUCUAGUAGCUGAUCUCAAACCUGUCUGGAAGCACAGGAACAUGUUGAUGAAUAACACAGCACCUGCUCUAGUAGCUGAUCUCAGACCUGUCUGGAAGCACAGGAACAUGUUGAUGAAUAACACAGCACCUGCUCUAGUAGCUGAUCUCAGACCUGUCUGGAAUCACGUUAACAUAUUGAUGAAUAACACAGCACCUGCUCUAGUAGCUGACCUCAGACAUGUCCUCCCAAGGUUUUAUUAAUUCAGACACUCAACAUUCAUCCUGAGUUCACCAUUACUCCCAAUGCUCCCUGGUGACUCCCUGUGCUAAAAGUACUGUAUGAGUGUUUAACUCUAUUCUCUUUUUCUCAUCUCCUGCUUCUUUCCUCCCUUAUUCCACCUGAUCUCCACUUUAUCCUCAUCUUUUCAUCUCCUUUCUCUUACCCUGAAACUCCCUCUUCUCCUCUCACCUCAUCCCCUCAUCCUCCCCUCCUCCCCCCUUCCUCCUCCCCCCUCCUUCUUUCUCUGCAGGGCCAGCAUUGUCCAGAAGAGGAUCAUCUACUUCCAGGAUGAAGGCUCUCUCACCAAGAGGAUGUGUGAAAAAGGUAUGUCCUCCAUUACUGAUACGCAAUAAAAAGGGCGCUACAUAUCUUCCACUCCUCUCUCUCCCUUACUAUAUCUCAAUAUCUCCUGUCUUACUCUCUCUUCCCUUACUAGGUCUGGAUCUUUACGCUUGUGCUGUAUCUCCCAAGCUGUGCCUGACAUUGGAUAGCGAACUUACGGAGACUGAUCAAAAGAACAGCUUUACACCUCCCUCCCGCCAUCCCUCCCACCCUCCCUCACCCCUACCCCUCCCUCACUCACCUCUCCCCCUACCAUCCCCCUCCCUCCCUUCCUCUAUCUCUUCACCACAUCAUCAUAUAAAUAACCAGGCAAAAUCAGGAGCCUAUAUCCAUCCUCUCCUCUCCAUCUGAGCCAACCACACAGUUGUGGAAGAAAUUGGACAUCUAAGGCAACUGCACUUCUCAUAUUUCUCAACUCAGUGACCUUCUCAUAGCGACUCUGUAGCAUGUAUUUAUUUUCAAAAGACAGCUCAAUAUGAAAGCCCAAUAUAUCUUGUUUCCCCUCAUUCUGUUGCUUCAAACCACAGUAAAUAAGCCCAUCUCCUCUCCUCUCCUGUGUCCCCUACCUAUAACAACCCUAUACCUCUCUCUGCUGUCAAACUCUCUCUCCUCCAUCAACCUCUAUCUCUCUCUCUCUCUCUCUCACUCUCUCUUCUCUCCCUUCUCAGAGUCGUUGUAUGGGGAGACCACAGAGAGGCCUCUGCUGGAUUGCUGUGCCUGUGGAACGGCCAAGUACAGAGUCACCUUCUACGGCAACUGGUCAGAGAAGGUGCACCCCAAAGACUACCCUCGUAAGUACCCCAUAACAACUUCCAAAUUACCCAGGUACAUACCCCAUUUAAUCCCUGAAAGACUACUUUAGUAGUGUCCAAUUCACCCCAGGGCUUCCCUAGUUGGUGCCUCCAUUGCCUCAAAAAUACCCCUUUACAAAAAAAGUUGCCCUACUGUUCAAGUACCCAGCAUCACAGUCUACUGAGGAUACUACAACCUCCAUGGCCACCCCAGGAUACCCUCUCCCCAGGGUGGUGUGCCCCUGUCUCAUUCCUCCCCCAGCUUGGCCCUGGGCCUUGGUCUGUGGUGCUGCACUGUAUAACCUUGAGCCUGACUCCCCGGCAGGCAGGGUGUGAAUGGAGAUGGGGAUUACUGGUCUCUGCCCUCCUUCUAAGACGCUCCUCUCUCUCUCGCUCUCUCUCUCUCUCUCUCUCUCUCUCUCUCUCUCUCUCUCCCUUCUCCAUCUCUCUCUCCCUCUCUCUCCUCCUCUCUCUCUCUCUCUCUCUCUCUCUCUCUCUCUCUCUCUCUCUCUCUCUCUCUCUCUCUCACAGCCUAGAUCAAUAUACUGAUUAGAAUGGAAUCCCACAGUAAGAUAAACCUGCAGAUCGAGCGACACCCUAAUUUAUUGGCUUAGGAGAGACAGGAGUGUCUGUGUGUGUGUGUGUGGGGGGGGGGGGCACAAAGCCCCACACACUCACAGGGAGAUAGGGUUAGCCAGCGCUGCAUGCAUGAACAGCGUUUCCACUCGGUUUUGUGGUUUUUAGAAUUGACUUCUCCUCACCACCACAAAGUCAUAGCCAAGGUAACCAUCCCUGGUUGACAUACAUACAGCAGAUCACCAUCUACAACUGCCUCCCCAAGCAUCAUUAGUAUCUGGUAAUUGUUCGUUAAUUGCGCCUGUGUUUUUUCUAUAACAACUGUUAAUCAAACACAGAUAGAACCAUUGCUAAAAGAGGUUUUAGCAACGGCUUUCACACUGCUAUCCACGGUCAUGAUGGUCUGUGAUUCUGCUUCUUCAUUGCUAGCGGCAGGAGUGAGAGAGAGAAGAGAGAGGGAGAGAGAGAGAGAGAUACAGCACAAUGUCAGGCUGCUAUUUUUACAAGGCGUCCAUUGAGGCACACGUGAAGGGGCGAUGACAUACAUUCUAAUGUUGAAGGUUACUCUAAAACAGGCUAACAGGUUUUUUAUUCUCCUCGCUCCCUCCAUGGUCACAUGCACAGCUUUAUUUCCCUCUAUGUGUGACUAUAGUAAGUAAUACACCACUGAGAAGCUAUUCAACCAUUAUCUGUGUACUGCUUACCUGAACCUAUUCAGACAAACUUAGGAAAGAGACAGGUAGAGAGAGCCCAGUCAAGAUAGCCGUGACUGGUAUUCAGGUGGCUAAGUGUACCAGAGAAUUGUCCUGUGGUUUGGAUGGAUCUGAUGUACAUCCAGGGAUUCACAGCUCAAGUGUCAUUUCAUGUCUACUGUGGAUAUGGAUUCUCAAUAGCAUUUCUAUCAGACUCACACAAAGCUGAAAUAUAAGCAAUAUGAGCAAUCACAUUGCUGUUAGGAUAGGACACAGACUAGACCAGAAUUUCAGCAAUACUGUUAUUAGACUGAGAGAAAGAGAAAGAGAUGGAAGGACAGAGAAUGAGAUGGAAGGAGUUUGCAGAGAAUAUGAAAAUAGGCUGUGGAACAUAAGAGUAUAUGACUGAGAUAGGAUACAGUUCUGAUGAAAAUAGGCUGUGGAACAUCAGAGUAUAUGACUGAGAUUGGAUACAGUUCUGACGAAAAUAGGCUGUGGAACAUCAGAGUAUAUGACUGAGAUUGGAUACAGUUCUGAUGAAAAUAGGCUGUGGAACAUCAGAGUAUAUGACUGAGAUUGGAUACAGUUCUGACGAAAAUAGGCUGUGGAACAUCAGAGUAUGUGACUGAGAUUGGAUACAGUUCUGACGAAAAUAGGCUGUGGAACAUCAGAGUAUAUGACUGAGAUUGGAUACAGUUCUGACAAAAAUAGGCUGUGGAACAUCAGAGUAUAUGACUGAGAUUGGAUACAGUUCUGACGGAUAUAGAGGGAUUAACUUUAGUGAGUUAGACCCCUUCCCCUAUUUGUGUGUGUGUGUGUGUGUGUGUGUGUGUGUGUGUGUGUGUGUGUGUGUGUGUGUGUGUGUGUGUACACCCCAUCAUGCCAGAGGAGUGUUAUAAACUGCAAAAGGAAAUGAGACAGGAGGGAUUUGAGUGGUUAGAUAGAGAGCCUCCCUUUGCUGAACAAAGACUUUCUGAUAAUCUAUGUGAGUUGGAUUUUAGUUUAUUUUGUAGCAAUAAAGAAUACAAUUAUCCACUCUGAGGUCUUUGACCUUGGGAAGUGAAGAGAGGACAAUACAUUGCAUCAGCAGGCAAAGUUUGACUUUAUAGUUGGAAACUCAGUAUGCUAUUUCAAGUUUCAAGUUUCAAGUUUUUAAUGUCACCUGAACAGUGAAUUGCCUUUCUUGCAAGCUCUAAACUUAACAAUGUAGUAAUCAAUAACAAUGUAAUACUACAAAUAACAAGGUACAACAAAAACACACGAGAAAUAUAAAUAAGAAGAACAGGAGAAAGUAAGUCAGCAUACUAUAUACAGGAAAAGUCAGUUCCACUACCAUAUUUACAAUGUGCAGGGAUACUGGAGUGUUGGAGGUAGAUAUGUAUAGGGGUAAGGUGACUGGGUAUCAGGAUAUAUGAUAAACAGAGUAGCAGCAGUGUAUAUUAUGAUUGUAUGUGAGUGGGUGUGCGUGUGUGUAGAGUCAGGAUAAAUGUAUGUGCAUAUUAUGUGUGUGUGAGCAAAUUAUAAAGUGAGUGUUUGUGUGUGUGUUGGAGUGUCAGUGCGCGUGAGUGUGUAGGGAGGGCGCUGUGAGUGUGCAUAGAGACAGUGGAAAAAUAAAAUAAAACACAAGGGUCAACUCAGAUAGUCAGUGUAGCUAUUUAGUUAGCUAUUUAGCUAGCUAUUUAGCAGUCUUAUGGCUUGGGGAUAGAAGCUGUUCAGGAGCCUGUUGGUGUCAGACUUGAUGCACCGGUACCGCUUGCCGUACGGAAGCAGAGAGAACAGUUUAUGGCUUGACUGACAGGAGUCUUUAACCAUUUCCAGGCCUUCCUUUCACACUGCCUGAUAUAGAGGUCCUGGAUGGCAGGGAGCUCGGCCCCGAUGAUGUACUGGGCUGUCCGCAUCACCAUCAGUAGUGCCAUGCGCUCGCGGGCGGUGCUAUUGCCAUACCUAGCAGUGAUGGAGCCAGUCAAGAUGCUCUCAAUGGUACAGCUGUAUAACUUUUUGAGGAGUUGAGGGCCCAUGCCAAACAUUUUCAACCUCCUGAGGUGUGUGUGGACCAUUUUAAGUCCUUAGUGAUUUGGACACUGAGGCAUUUGAAGCUGGGUCUAGGGUGUCUGGGAUGAUGGAGUCGAUUUGUGCCAUAACCAGUCUCUCAAAGCACGUCAUGAUUACAGAUGUUAGUGCUGCAGGGUGGUAGUCAUUGUGGCAUGAAGCCUUAGAGUUCUUGGGAACAGGAAUGAUGGUAUCCCAGACAUGUCUGAGGUCAGCUACUAGAGCAGCCUGCCAGCUGUUCUUCGCAUACUCUUAGAACGCGCCAUAGAAUACCAUCAGGCCCCGCGGCCUUGUGGGUGUUGAGCUGAUUAAAGACCUUACUAACGUCGGCCUAAGAGAGCGAUGGUGGCGGCACUCACAGCCGGCACAAUGUUGUUAUUGACAAAACGUGCAUAAAAUGCAUGGAGUUCGUCUGGUAGAGAGGCAUCAUUGGGCAGAUCACGGCUGGGUCUUCCUUUGUAAUCCGCACUGGACUGUAGCCCCUGCCAAAUGCGUUGAGAGUCGGAGCCUGUGUAAUAUGAUUCCACUAUAUUCCUAUAUUGUCCUUUUGCUCGUUUGAUUACUCUGUGGAGGUCAUAGCAGGAUUUCUUAUAUUUUUUCCGGUCCUCAGCUGUAGCCUCAGGGUUUUCUGCAAUAUCCCUGUCUGCGGUAGCCCUGUCCUCUAGUUUAGCACCAACCUUGGUGUUAAUCCAGGGCUUUUGAUUGGGGAAGCAGCGAACCUUCACUGUGGGGACAACGUCGCAGAUGCAUUUCCUAAUGAAGCUGGUGACGGAGGUGGUUAGCUUGUUGAUUUUAUCGGCGAAGUCUCGAAACACAUUCCAAUCAGCGCUAGCAAAGCAGUCCUGUAGCAUAGUAUCUGAUUCUGGUGACCAUUUCUCAAUGGAGCGAGUCAUGGGUACUUCCUGUUUGAGCUUCUGCUUGUAAACAGGAAGCAGGUGUAUGGAGUCAUGAUCUGAUUUGCUGAAUGGCGGACGAGACAGGGCCUUGUAUGCUUGCUUGUGGGUAGAACAGUGGUCUAGGACUUUAUCGCCCCCUAGUGGCGAAGGAGACUCGUUGAUGGAAGUUGGGGAUUGCGUGUCUUAAUGACGCAGAAUUAAAAUCGCCGGUAACCAGAAAAGCAGGCUCCGGAUAUAAGUUUUCCUGCUUGUUUAUAGCCUUGUACACAUCAUUAUUGUUUCUCACUGAACAUUGCAAUAGACUGUAUGGGCCAAUUGCAAUCAUUGAAAGCCACCAGAUUAUUGCCAUUUUAUCUCUCGUUAAACCAUCAAUACACGCUAAAGUCACCCGCACAACUGAUCUCAAUUGCAACCAACAUUGGCCAGUGAUUUACUGCUCCCUAACGUCGAUGUCAAGGUUAUCUUUUAGUCUUGAUUGCAGCCAACAUUUUUCAAGACUAUUUCGCCCACUGGUUGGUAUUAUCAUCAGAACAACUUAGUCCUAGUUUAUGAGCAGACUAACGGCAAUUUAUCUAUUUGACAAUAAUUCUGUACAACUGAAAUAAAGUAUUUCCUCGUUUACCACUGCAAAUCUACUGUCUACUGUUUAACUGACAUGUUGUAUGAAUAGAAAACCUACGUUGAUGGUCUACCCUAAUAUUCUUAUACUCAAAUAAGUAUUUAUUUUUACAUUCAUUAGCCUUACAGUUUUCCGAUGCUACUGAUAGGUCGAUAUUUCAUUGGGGGCAGGAGUAGAGAAUCUAGACUGGUAUCAUAAUCACUUGACACGGUAACGGGAGAUCAACUGAUCUGAUGGUUUAUCCUUGUGGGUUUUCAUUGCAAUGAAGCUUAGUUUAGCCCACAGGUGCAUUUAAUCUCCCGUUAGUAGUGGUAACCUGUAGGAGCGUGUUAAGAUCUACCUGUUCAUUUCAAUCGAGCCUAAAGGUCUACAGAGAUUUACUGAGAGUUAGGUACUGAGCCACUGAUGUAAAAAAAAUCUGUAAUAUAAUAAUAUAAUUACUGUGUUACGAUCUGUCACGUAGAGUACUUCCAUAUGAAUCAUUAUCUGUAAUUUUCAAAGUGAAUAAGAAACAGAACAUUUCGUAACCUUAAAUUCAUCUUAAUUACACUUUUUCACUUUUUUACACAUACAAUUAACUUUUACUUAUAUACAGUUGAAGUCGGAAGUUUACAUACACUUAGGUUGGAGUCAUUAAAACUUGUUUUUUCAACCACCUGUGGAUGUAUUUCAAGGCCUACCUUCAAUCUCAGUGCCUUGUUGCUUGACAUCAUGGGAAAAUCAAAAGAAAUCAGCCAAGACCUCAGAAUUUAUGUUGUAGACCUCCACAAGUCUGGUUCAUCCUUGGGAGAAAUUUCCAAACGCCUGAAGGUACCACGUUCAUCUGUACAAACAAUAGUACGCAAGUAUAAACACCAUGGGCCAUGCAGCCGCCAUACCGCUCAGGAAGGAGACAUGUUCUGUCUCCUAGAGAUGAACAUACAAAUCAAUCCCAGAACAACAGCAAAGGACCUUGUGAAGAUGCUGGAGGAAACAGGUACAAAAGUAUCUAUAUCCACAGUAAAAUUAGUCCUAUAUCGACAUCGACAUACCUGAAAUACCGCUCAGCAAGGAAGAAGCCACUGCUCCAAAACCGCCAUAAAAAAGCCAGACUACGGUUUGCAACUGCACAUGGGGACAAAGAUCGUACUUUUUUGAGAAAUGUCCUCUGGUCUGAUGAAACAAAAAUAGAACUGUUUGGCCAUAAUAACCAUCGUUAUGUUUGGAGGAAAAAGGGGGAAGAUUGCAAGCCGAAGAACACCAUCCCAACCGUGAAGCACGGGGGUGGCAGCAUCAUGCUGUGGGGGUGCUUUGCUGCAGGAGGGACUGGUGCACUUCACAAAAUAGAUGGCAUCAUGAGGAAGGAAAAUUAUGUGGAUAUAUUGAAGCAACAUCUCAAGACAUCAGUCAGGAAGUUAAAGCUUGGUCGCAAAUGGGUCUUCCAAAUGGACAAUGACCCCAAGCAUACUUCCAAAGUUGUGGCAAAAUGGGUUAAGGACAACAAAGUCAAGGUAUUGGAGUGGCCAUCACAAAGCCCUAACCUCAAUCCUAUAGAAAAUGUGUGGGCAGAACUGAAAAAGCAUGUGUGAGCAAGGAGGCCUACAAACCUGACUCAGUUACACCAGCUCUGUCAGGAGGAAUGGGCCUAAAUUCACCCAACUUAUUGUGGGAAGCUUGUAGAAGGCUACCCGAAAUGUUUGACCCAAGUUAAACAAUUUAAAGGCAAUGCUACCAAAUACUAAUUGAGUGUAUAUAAACUUCUGACCCACUGGGAAUGUGAUGAACGAAAUAAAAGCUGAAAUAAAUAAUUCUCUCUACUAUUAUACUGACAUUUCACAUUCUUAAAAUAAAAUGGCUAAGGUGUAUGUAAACGUCCGACUUCAACUGUAUAUAUUAUGCCUUGCGGAAUGGGAAUAAGUGCAAACCUUUUACUGGAACAAAUGUUUGGCCAACCUGCCUCCUGGAUAGUAAGAGAUUAUGAUAAUUAUGUUGUUGUUUUGUUUCUUAAUCUCACCAGGGCGUGCUAACCACUGGUCGGCCAUCAUCGGAGCGUCCCACUCUAAGAACUAUGUGCUGUGGGAGUAUGGUGGCUACGCCAGCGAGGGCAUCAAGAAGGUGGCCGAGCUGGGAUCACCUGUCUCCAUGGAGGAAGAGAUCAGGCAGAAGGUAAGACUUGGCAUGGCCUUAUGUACAUACACCUGCUAUUGA
Coregonus sp. 'balchen' is the source of this 14121-nucleotide messenger RNA. NCBI's taxonomy places the organism in Eukaryota, Metazoa, Chordata, Actinopteri, Salmoniformes, Salmonidae. The record is from the annotation of a GenBank genome assembly.